Molecule: messenger RNA, 2559 nt
Organism: Dujonia railenensis
Lineage: Eukaryota; Fungi; Ascomycota; Pichiomycetes; Serinales; Debaryomycetaceae
Source: the annotation of a GenBank genome assembly
AUGACAGUGAGCCCGCCACCAGAUCUGUUGCCCUACGGGGAUGGCUCUAAUAAAGUGUAUGGGAUGGAGAAUUUUGGGAACACUUGCUACUGUAACUCAAUCUUGCAGUGUCUCUACUAUACAGAUCUGUUCAGAACACACCUUGCUAGCCAUAACGACUCGUCACACAACAGGAGGCUAACUUUCCCGGGAAUCAAGCAGCAUGGAUUCACGGCAAAGUACGAAACAUUGAUGGCCAAGAAGGUAAAGCAGACCAAAUCUGGAUCUUCGAGUAGUGGUAAUGGAGUUGGUCCAACGGCUCAAUCGUCGAAUGGACACUCCGUUCCAAACGGGAGUAACAACAGCGCAAACAAUGGCGGGGGAUCUCACAGCGAUCGAACAGCGGGGGCCAACGGAUCGAUUGUAUCAGGCAGCUCAACGGGUUCAAACCCUACUGUAAACCUGGGCCCUUCUGCUCCUUCUUCAGUCUCAUCAGCUGGUUCACAGCCCACGCUGGGCACCCACGGCUUACCUCCGCCUCCUUCGUCGUCGUCAUCCUCGGCGUCGAACAACCCUGCAACUAAGAGAAGCUCGAUUUUCGGAAUCAAGUUUAACUACAGCUUAGGCUCCAGUAGCAAUAACAACAGUAAUAACAACAACAAUAAUAAUAACGCACAGAAUGGUUGGGACGCGUUGAAAAAGAACAGUAUACUGGAUGCCCAGCAUUGCGAAGAGUUGUCAGUUGAGCAGCAAAUAUUGAUCAAGAAGAAUCCGGAUUUCCAAAAUUUACUGAUUUUGGUCACUAGACCUCCAAAGCAAACUUUUCAAGACAAGAUGGACUACUCCCAGGCGUCUUCUAUGUUGCUAGGAAAAGACAGUGGAAACAAUAAUAACGGAAAGGAUAAAGAUGCCCAGGGAUGUGGAGCGGGUGCUCUGCCUGGAGGCACGACUUCAUUUGUAAUUGUAGGUAUCCCGCAUCCCGACCCAUUAACUGCCUAUAAUCCUAACCCCACUCUGGACCAACGUAAACGAGCUGCACUCAUAAAUGGACCCAUUAUCAACUUAGACUGCUCAUUCCAACUCCCAUCUCAGCAGCACGAGCAAACAGCCCUCCUUUAUUCACUUAGAGAUAUGUUCCAAUCCAUGAUAGAAAACAAAUCUCAAAUCGGGGUAGUAUCACCUAACUGGUUUAUUAGUAAAUUGAAGGAGAAGAAUUAUUUGUUUAGGCAAAACAAUAUGCACCAUGAUGCGCAUGAGUUCUGUAAUUAUCUUAUAAACGACAUCAUUGAAUGCAUAGAUCAAGAAAACCUCGAGAACGGUUCUGAAAAUACAAAUGGCGGUAAUUGGUGCAAUGACAUUUUUAAAGGUUCCAUUGCAAACGAAACCAAGUGUUUGUCAUGCGAGACUAUUACUUCAAAGGAAGAAUCUUUUCUUGACCUUUCUGUUGAUAUACCCCCUGGCGAAUCGUCCUAUUCAUUGACCCAUUCGUUAAACAAUUUCUCCAAGCUGGAAAGGUUAACCCAUCAAAACAAGUUUUAUUGUAACACAUGUUCUUCGUUGCAAGAGGCAACAAAGACUAUUAAGAUUAAAAAGAUUCCGGAAGUAUUGGUUAUUAAUUUCAAGAGAUUUAAAUAUGAUGAAAAAGUUGAUAGAAUGGUCAAGCUUUUCGAUUCAAUAUCUUACUCGCAUAAUUUGAGAUUAUUUAAUACCAAAGAGGAGGAAAGUAGUAAAGAUCAACAGCACAAUAACAAUGCAAGCGGAUCACAUUACGGCAAUGGAGAUGACUUUGCAUUAUUUGAAUUGUAUGCCUUAGUUGUUCAUAUUGGAGGUGGUCCUAUGCACGGGCACUAUGUUGCACUUUGUAAAGUUAAGGCUAAGUUAUGGCUUUUAUUUGAUGAUGAAACUGUAGAACUUGUGGAUGAUUCAUAUGUUAUGAGAUUCUUCGGUGAUGGCCCAGGCUUGGCGAGUGCAUAUAUAUUGUUUUACAGGAGAUGCAGAACAGAGGCAGGAAAUCUUGUAGACAAUGGAAAGGAGAGUGAACCUUCUGACGAAGAUAUUGAUUUUGGCUUUAAUUUGGAUGAAAUUUACCAUGGAGGUGACUAUUCACUUGCUGGUAGCUCGAAGGUGAAUCCACAACAGCUGCGACAGAUUUCCGUGGGUUCGGAUGGAAUACAUGAUGAAACAGCAGGAGGGAAGCUUUCCACAGCAUCAUCAUCGUUUUCUACUUCUGACACUUUAGAUGGAGGUCAAAAUUUUGCGGGGAAAGAUGUUCCAAUUUCUAAAAAGGCAACUGGAUUAUUCAAAAAGAAUUUCAAGCUCGACAACUUUACGGAAGAAGUGACUAGUUCUGUUUCAAGAACAUCUUCAAUUGGCGGUGAGAUCAAAAAUCCGUCACCACCAUUGGCUAAGAGCAACGAAAAGAAAUCAUGGGUUGGAGGAUUGAAAAGAAGGGAGCUGAAACAAGAAGGGCUUAGUGGGAAGAGCCAGACUGCUGAAAGAAACAAUUCAGUAGUCAGUGAGAGUAGUAAUGAGGGCGUUGCCAGAAGGAAAAGUAUAUUUGGAUUUAAGAAGAAGAAAUAA